This is a messenger RNA of Diaporthe citri, 999 nucleotides long. RefSeq lists its product as uncharacterized. Lineage: Eukaryota; Fungi; Ascomycota; Sordariomycetes; Diaporthales; Diaporthaceae. The record is from RefSeq and is a predicted model, not a curated record. The coding region runs from base 1 to 999 and encodes 332 amino acids. The transcript is spliced from 3 exons.
AUGGCGGCGUACAUCGACUACAAUGUCAUAAUCGGCGUUAAUCUCGGGCUCAUGGCUAUCAUGCUAUUGCCUAUCUCUGCGAUGUUGUGCGCCAGCUUCUUGCUAGUACGCCGCAGCAAGGACCCGGCACGGGUAGCGUUUACAUACCUGAAGGUCAUGUUACCGUUGGCAUUCCUGUGGUUCGCCAUGUAUACGAUAGAAGGCGCUUUAGAGCUGGUGUAUCAGAACAGCACGGUGUAUUGGUGGACCAACGAUUCCAUCUAUAAGGCCUCCCUACGGACGUCUCUGCUGGGCUCCCUCUUCUACCGCUUGGCAGGCCUGCUAUCCGUCAUGACUCUUGUGGAGCUGGGCAAUGGUUUCCUCUUCUGCCUCACCGAGACGAGGACGGCACUGCAGAAGGCUAUGCGGAACGCGGGUAUUGCCUCUUGCAUCGUGCUCUUCAUUAUCGCCUUUGCCUCUUUUGGUAUCCAAAAUGAGGCAUACUCGCAGUAUCUCGCCACUCCCUGGGCAUACGAAGACGUCGGCGAGUCUCUAUUCUCUGCUGGGGGGAAGCUGAGUGCUGCUUUUGACAUCAUUUUGUUUGCUUGGGCCGUUGUUCUGGUGGUCUUUGCGGUGCUUGUCUUCAAGGAGAUUAAGCACAACAACGCAUUGAAAAAUUCCGCUGUUCUCUUCCUCGCCGCCAUCGUCCUCAACCUGAUCGCCCGUCUCUACGGCAUCAUUUACGCCUCAAUCUUCAACCUCGCUGGGCUUGACUGGGGCCACGAGAGCUAUACGGUCGUCAUGUUCCUUGAUCCGUUCAUGAGCGAGUGGAUAUUCACAGUGAUCGUGGCCCUUGUCUUUUCAAUCGCUAUACGCAAGCGCAACGGCCUGUGGACCACCAUGCAGCCGUGGAUGGACGCCCAGGGCCCACCCGCGCUUGCAACCUCAGGCGCCAAGGGCAUGGGUCAAAGGAAUGCUGCCCACGUUGGACGUGAUGAAGAGGCUGGUCGUGGCUGGUAA